UGUGUCAAAUUUCAAUUUUCAAAGUGAGACUGAGACCGAGGAUUUUUGUUUGUAUUUAUUUUAAGCCAAAAAUAUCACAUUUCAGAUUAAUAAACAAUAAUUACUAAUAAAAAAUUAUGCUAAGGUUCAUCUAAAUGUAGGCACAAUGGCAUUUUUGGAGUGGCGUCGUUUUACAUUUUUUGAUAUACACAAAAACGUAGACAAUGGCAAGAUUGCAGAAUGCUUUCAAGACACCAGCGUAUCCGUGGCAACCAGCGGCAACAACCACGUGGUACUCUGUGACGUCACCGGCUGGGCGCACCUCAUCUCCCGCUCCUGGGAGAUCACGUCAUUCAAAGCGUACGACUUGACAGUGAGCCUCGGACAGCAGUUGCCACAUGAUCCGUUUCUAGUUACUAUUGGGGAAGAUGAAGCGGGAGUGACGCCAUUAAUAAAAGUAUGGGACUGGUCUCGAGUGGACCGGCACGGGAACCCUAAGUGCGUGCGGACCUCGCGCGCGGUCCCUUCGCACAUGUAUCCCACACAGGCCACUGCACUUGCUGUGCAUGAUAAUAAGAAUCUCCUAGCAGUUGGUUUUCAAGAUGGCUCAGUGACGCUAUAUCGCGGUGACAUCACGAGACAACGCAGUGGGAAGAUGAAAACAUUACCAGACACCGGGUCUAGUUCUAUAACUGGACUCGCAUUCAAGGGCGCAGACAAGUUGUUCGUGGUGUCGCGCGUGUGCGUGAUGGUCUGCUGGCUAGGCAGCGAGCGGUGCGUCGUGUUGGACGCGAUGGGCGCCGCGCCGGGCUGCAGCGUGCUGGCCGACGGGCACCGACUCACUGUCGCCAACACUAACGCCAUAUAUUGCUAUACGACCGACGGGCGUGGCCCGUGCUACGCGCUAGAAGGCGAGAAGCUCAAACUGAACUGGUUCCGCAGCUACCUAGUCAUCACCACCCACGAGACAUCAACCAAAGCGUCCAGUUCAACAUCACCCAAAAUGAACCACCUCACCAUACUGGACAUACAGAAUAAGUUCAUAGUUUUUUCAAAAUCGUUCGAUGAAAUUGAUGCAGUUUUGACUGAAUGGGGAUCUUUUUACAUAUUGACAAAGAAGAAGGAGAUGAUAUAUUUGGAUGAGAAGGAUCUACAGUCCAAAUUGUCUAUGCUUUUUAAGAAGAAUUUGUAUGAUGUUGCCAUAAGAACAGCUAGUAGUCAGCAUUACGAUAUUGAGGGACUGAUGGAGAUUUAUAAACAGUAUGGUGAUCAUUUGUAUAGCAAGGGUGAUCUAAAAGGAGCAAUAGACCAAUACGUCAAAACGAUAGGCUGGUUGGAGACCUCCUACGUAAUACGCAAAUACCUCGAGUCCCGACAUUUGGAGCCUCUAGUGCAGUACUUGGAGGUACUCCAUAAAAAGGGUUGUGCGACCGAAGACCACACCACUCUGCUGUUGACCUGCUACGUGAAGAUAGACCAACACGACCAGCAGGGCAAGUUGAAGGAAUUCAUCAACUCUAAAGACAAGGCCAUUGAUUUCGAUGUGGAUGUCGCUAUUAAGGUUGUACGUCAAGUGAGCGUAGACGACGCACUCUCUCUAGCGGGCAAUCACAAGCGGCACGACUGGUACCUCAAGAUGGUGAUAGAAGACAAGAAGGACUUCCAGCAAGCGCUGGCAUACAUCGCCAACCUUGAGUACGAGGAUGCUGAUAUGUACAUGAAGAAGUACGGACACAAAUUGAUACAUAACGAGCCAGAAGAGAGCACUAAACUACUCAAAUUACUCUGCACGGACUAUAAACCACGUGACCGGCCGUUGGUAGACGAGAACUCGAUGUCCGGACGGUUCUCCGAGCCAGACCGGUCAUACCCGGACGAUUUCAUACACAUGUUCCUGAGCAACUCGGAGCGCCUCAUAGACUUCCUGGAGCACAUGAUCUCAGUCGACUCGAAGAGCUCCAUUUUGGUGUACAAUGCUCUCAUCGAACAUUAUAUACAUGUUUGGGGUAAAUCACCAGAGAGCGAUAAAAAAACGUACGAGCAGAAAAUAUUAACAAUACUGAAAGAUCCUGACGCUAACUUCGACCGAGAUCAAAUACUCAUCAUAUGCCAAAUGCUGGGAUUCAAAGCUGGCAUCUUGCAUUUGUAUGAAGACAUUAAGUUAUGGCGCGCGCAGGUAGCCCUGCACCUGCGGUCGGGCGACGCGGAGAGCGCGCUGGGCGUGUGCCGCAAGCGCGGCGCGGCGUGCCCGCGGCUGUGGCUCGACGUGCUGUGGGCGCCGCCGCCGCCCGCUUGCCUGCCCGAGCUGCUGCACGUGGCCGCUACCGAGAAGUUGUUGUCACCGAUUCAAAUCAUCGAUUGUUUGGCGAGCACACCCAACUAUACUCUUGGAGACGUUCGCAAAUAUCUAAUGGACGUGUUAAAGUCUGAAGAUGACGUCAUCACACGGGAACAAGAGCUAGCCGCGAAGUAUAAAUCCGAGAUAGAGAGCAUGAAGUCCCAGAUCCAGGUGAUCCAGUACGAGGCGAUGACCUUCCAGAGCUCGCGCUGCACCGCCUGCAACAAGCCGCUGGAACUGCCCACCGUGCAUUUCCUCUGCCAGCACUCCUACCACCAGGAUUGCUUCCAAAUGUACUGUGAGAGCGAGCACGAGUGUCCGUCGUGCGCCACCAGCUCGGGCCGCAGCCGCGCGUCGCUGCCGCCGCCGCCUGCCGCCGAGCAGCUGCACUCCAGGCUACAGGCCGACCGGGACCCUUUCACAGUGGUAUCAGAAUACUUUGGGCGCGGUCUCUUCAACAAGGUGACAGUGGUGACGGAGCCGCCCGAGCCGUCCGCCAGCCCGCCCGCGCCCGCUCCCGCUCACGCGCCCGCCGUCGCGUCCGCACAGACGUACGGCCCGGGCGCUGAAGCCAAGCUGAGGUUACAGGAGGGACAGAGUAAACAAGUAUUCAUACCAAAUGCUACAAAGCAAGUCGCACCCAAAGGCACGUCAGUCAUCCCCGUGCCAGAAGGCAGGAUGAGGCUUCUAGAACAGCAGCAAUAUACCUCCAGCCUCGAAGCAAACCUCACCAGGCUCCAGCCCAAAGUCCACAAAUCUCCAUACCAAUCCCCCUUGCCAUCCAGAAAGGAAGAACCAAAGUUACCACAGAGUAUAUCCACAGCUAUCGCGAAUGAAGGCAAAAAUCCCUUCGAUGAUACUUACGAUGAAGCCAAAAAUCCUUUCGCCGACGAUGACAGUCAAGACACUAAGAAUCCCUUCGCGGAAGAUGAUGAUUAUGAUAAGAAUUUGAAUCCUUUCGCGUAAGGAUUCUAAGGUAAGUAUUUGAGUUAAUAUAUUCAAUCGAAAGACUGUUUUGUUAUGGUUAUUUGUUUAUAUAAAGAAUCACGAGAGAACGACAGACAUGACUUUAAUAAUUACUGUAAAGUUUAAAAAUUAUUUCGUCUUAUCCGCAUUAUCAUUUAGAGCCGGUUUUCCUCAGGUAUGAUAGUUUUAACAGGCUCAGGAUUACAAAAAAAGGAAACCAAUGUCAAACAAAGGUUAUGAUUCAAAAUAUUUGUCACGACAACUUAAUUAACAAAUCACACUGUAACCAAUACAAGACCCUAGAAUAGAAAAGAAUGUCCUCCAACAGAGUCACGCACUUGUGGACGUUGUGUGUAGGGUAAAGACGUCUUUGACAGUUAACUAACACUCCCCAUUUCCACUCAAGUCAUUGAAUCUAUUGACCUUUGGGUGCAUGAAUGACAGGCUUACAAUGUUAAAUGUAUCCAACAUAAUCUACUUUUAAGAUUUAAUUACUAAAUAUAUAAAAGCAAAACAAUUAAAAAAACGUGCGAAAUGUUUUAUUUUAAAUAAUAAAUUUUAUUCAUUAAAUUUGUUGAUCUGUGUUUUAAUAAUAAAGAAUUAAAUAUUAUUUUUUAGUAUUAUAUUUGUGUAGUACACUUAAGUAUUUCUGUUAGAUAGUUAAAAUAACUUUAUUUACUUUUUAUUAAAAUAAAUAAAUCAGUCAGUAGUUUAUUAAAAAUUAGUGCUUCAGUGCCUCCUUGUACUUUUAUUAAUCAAAUGUAAUGGAAAAAUGUUUACUUUAAUUAAUUAAUUUAGCUUACCCCCAUUUGUAAGUUAAUUUAUAUAAUUAUCUAUGAUUUACAUUCCCACAUCGAUUAAGUUAAGGCGAUGGUAGUUUUAUAUAAUCUACUCUUUAUUUUUAACCGACUUCCAAAAAGGAGGAGAUUCUACGUUCGGCUGUAUGUAUGUUUUUUUUUCUGUAAAAUAACUGUCAACAGCUAUUGUGAUACAAUAAAAAUAUGUAUAAGUAAAAGCA
This is a messenger RNA of Bicyclus anynana (squinting bush brown), 4301 nucleotides long. It is a transcript of the gene Vps11, whose product is annotated as vacuolar protein sorting-associated protein 11 homolog. Gene Ontology annotation, biological process: vesicle-mediated transport; endosome organization; vacuole organization. Gene Ontology annotation, cellular component: endosome; HOPS complex. Lineage: Eukaryota; Metazoa; Arthropoda; Insecta; Lepidoptera; Nymphalidae. The coding region runs from base 146 to 3283 and encodes 1045 amino acids. Gene Ontology annotation, molecular function: protein binding; protein-macromolecule adaptor activity. The transcript has 17 exons. The record is from RefSeq and is a predicted model, not a curated record.